Molecule: messenger RNA, 1206 nt
Organism: Anisakis simplex (herring worm)
Lineage: Eukaryota; Metazoa; Nematoda; Chromadorea; Rhabditida; Anisakidae
Source: the annotation of a GenBank genome assembly
AUGAGAAUAUGCAGCCGAUGGAUUUCGAACCCGCCAGGUCACCUCAUAGCACCUGCAAUUAUUCUACUCUUCCUCUAUGGAUGCAUACCCCCAGACAAUCAGUUACAGAUCGCCAAGAUUGAACGCGACAUUCUGAAGUUACUGAACGAGAAUGCUGCAAGUGUUUCUAUGGAAUCAAUCCGACAGGCAACUGACUACGCAAACUUCAUUCGUCGUCUCAAGGCUAUUGGAAAGCCACCAAAUAUACAAUUUUUGAACAACAAAAUAACCGACCUCGUGUUGAAUCACUUAUGCAAUUUGAGUAUCAUGAAGGGUGCUCUGGACCGAAUGGCAUUUGUGACAUUUGAUGAGGAAUCUGCACAAACAAUUCAAGCAUUUUAUCCUUCUAUACCAAUUCUCAUAUACGAAAAUCCGUUGCUACAGGGAGGCAUAAAAAGUCAAGCGGAUAAUGCAGGGCAAAUUGUUCAUCAGAUGUAUCGCUAUCAAUUGAUGUUUAUAUUUCGUGCGAAUUUAAUCAGAACUCUUCUAUACGAGGAUAUCUCUCUUUGGAUGACUCAAGCGGAUAGCAUUUGGCGAGCUAGUCUUUUUGAUUUCGGUUAUGAUCUCGAUCAUGAUCAGAAUAAUGACUUGACUGAUUAUGAUGCUUACUUCGAUACUGUUGGAACUGACGAGAUAUUUUACUUCAAAAAGCUCCAACCGUGGAUAUGUGGAUCAACAAUUUUCGCGCGUGCUAAUGAUCGGAGUCGACGACUCUUUGAUCGACUCCACACGCUACUUCUGCAAAUGGUCGCAGCAGAUUCAGCGCUCUUAUCAAAACUUUGUCAAAAUGCUGUAGCCAAAUGCUAUUUAAUGCCCCACAGUGUUGCAUCGAACAUCAACUGGUUCUACGGUCCCGAACGGAAAAACCCACCAUAUUUCAUUCAAAUCGAUGGAACGGCUAAAAAUACGACUAAGAUGAAGUAUUUAAGAGAUAACGGCUUCGGUUUCAUUGACGAAAGGACAAACGAGUGCAGCCAUGCUGCCGUUCGUGAUGGAAUCUACCGUCUCGAACUUGCACCAAAAACUAUCAUGACCGAUCAAAUAUUUCCAUUCAAUUUCGAGUUUGAAGACAUAACGAUUCGAUUGAUUCCGUUCGGUAUGCAGCGAUAUCAACGACUGAAGUUCAUACCAGCAUAUCGCGCUCGUUAUUCGAUCAAAUAUCCGUAA